CAUGAUGACUGACUGACUGACGAUAUUCCAGUAUUAAAAUAAAUAAUAUCGAGUGAGUGAGUCGGACAAAACUGAUUAAAAAACUGUGGCGAUUCGCUGGCUGGGUUUUUGAGUCAUGUGGAAGUACACAAGUUCUUAAGUAUGUGUGCGAAAAAGGGAGGAUUUUUGCGAGGAAUUAGUUCGUGGUGGUGUGAGUGAAAUUGGCGAGGUGUUUUGGCGAGAAGGAUUUGGUGAGAAUUUGGGAGGUUGUGGUGAGAGCUAUAUUGGAUUGAGGGGCUCAACUCUAAACCUUGUCAUCUGUCUGGUGGAGUGGUGGUAAUUCGAAAAAUGUAAUUGUCCUCGUGGAGGAGAGGACUGGGAUUAUUAUUAUUUUCAUAGUCAACACCACCACCACCACGGACCGUACAUGCAUAAAAGACGGACAUUUGGAACUCAAGUGAUUAUUUAUUAUUACGACUCGUAUGUAGUUUUAUGAGGAAAAACGGUUUAAGGAAAUUUUAGUGCUACGAUUUGCUCAACUAAUUUUUUUGAAAUAAGAAUAAAUUGAACUUCUGGUGUAAAUGUUAUUUUUCUACCUCAAGUGACACGAUUUAAGGUGAAAUUUCCAAUUUUCGAGCAUAAGUGAUUAUAUAUUUUUACUAAUAAAGUGUGGAUUUGUACAUAAGUGCGUAUAAAUAUGUUACAUGAGACGAUUUAAGCCGGAAUUUUUAAUUCUUUAACAUGUAAAUCAUUACUUUUCUUGUGAUUUUUAUUCCCCGAAGUGAUUGAACGGCCCUUUUAUCUCCGAAUAAUAAUAAUAAUUCUGCUCCUACGACCACUUUCACUCAUUAACCAAGUGUUACAGACUAACCAAGUGGAUUCUGUCUCUUCUCUCUCGACGAGUAUUUUUUUAUCCUCUCGUCAAAUCCAGUCCUGCCAGCCACUCGACAAGUUUACUGUUUACCGUCGUUUUCGUCGUCGUCGUCGUCCAUUUAGAAAUAAGUUGUUAGUCUUUGGAUGAGGAUUACCUUGUCGUUAUUCAAUUCCCACGUCCGUCUUGUGGUCGAGCUGGAAUCUGGCUGGGUUAUUUGGUGACACGUCGCAAAGUUUUCCAAGUUGGGGGCUGGGCGACAAUUAUGGGGUGGAUUUUGGCCAAAUUUUCCCUGCACGGACCCACUUCUUGACGAUAAAUUGAGUACAUUCACUGGACGACCAAGUUUGACGACGAUGUACACAAGUGGUGGAGUGGACAAAGUUUGAUUGCGGUUUAUGGAGAAAGUUUGACGUUUCGAAAUCCGGGAGAAAGUCGGCUGAAAACUUGGCCCAGUCAGUUCAACAAGUGUUUUACAACGGAGGAGUUAAUUUGUGAGAAAGUUGGUGAGAAGAGAAUUUGUGACCUCCAAGAGGACAAGAGAAUAGAGAGAGAGAAGCUCGGAUUUUCCUCUCAUUCAUCCCGGUGCAGUCGGGCUGGUAGGAUGGCACAGGUUUUUGCACAGUGGAGAAGAAAUGCGUGAGGUCAUUCGUUUUCGCUAAGGAGAACUUGAGAAAUUUUAAGGCGUUGAAGUGAAGUUGUGAGGAGAAGGACAAUUUUUUGCGUUUUUUUAAAUUGUGACGGAGAAUUUUUGGAAGAGAAGAAGAACGAAAAGGUCAUUCGUUUUCCGGUGAAAAUUUGGAUUUUUUAUCGGAAAUUUUUCCGGCAAGAACGGAAAGUUCAUUCGUUUUCCGGUGAAAAUUUCGAGUUUUUUUUAGUGAUAGAGAGUGGACUCGCAAAUUUUUCAGGGCGAAGAAAAAUGGAAAGGUGAUUCGUUUUCGGGUGAAAAUUUGAAUUUUUUUUAAGACGAAGAGUGGACUCGCAAAUUUUUCAGAGAAAGGUCAUUCGUUUUCUGGUGAAAAUUUGUUUUUUAAGUGACCUAGACUGGAUUCGAAAUUGAGAAAAACGUAAAGUGAAUUUUAAAAUUAGUGAUUGCGUGAAGAAAUCAAUGCGUGAAGAAAAUUUGGGUUAACUUCUCCCCUAAAAAUGUGCACCUGUGUCAAAAUGAACGUCAAGAAGUCGAAAAGUUGUCCCCCGACUUGUCGUGAUCUGUCCAUAAUUUCGUUACUUUGUCUCUGCUGUCUGAUUCCGGGUGGCCGUUGUUUUCUGGAGGAGAACAAUAAAAGUGUCGUGGCUCGAGAAAUUGCUCCUUUUCAUCAGCUAGCACCGGAAGAAAUUCCCCCGUGGGAGGAAACCGGGGAUGAAGAUAAGGUCGUCAACGUGACGGUCUUGUUGCCCUUUAAUCACACUUAUCAGCCCUCCUUGAAGCGGGUAGGACCCGCUAUUUUGCUCGGAUUUGAGACCGUGCGACGCCUCCAACUGCUCCCGCAGUAUCGGAUCGCUCUCACGUAUCACGACUCGCAGUGUUCCAACGUCUUCGCCCCGAUGAGAGCGACGAGAGCGACGAUGAAUGAGGGAAAUGUGCACGUUUUCUUUGGACCGUCUUGCGAACUGGCGUUGGCUCCGGUGGCUCGUGCGCUAAAAUUUUGGAACCUGCCGCUCCUCACGGCGGGCGCUUUGACGGGUGACUACAGUGAAAAUAAAACAAUCAACGGGACGGAAUUCUUCCUCACGACGCGGACGGGAUACGGAUUCCGCGAAAUUGGCAACUUUAUUCUCACCCACUUUAAAAAAUUCAACUGGCGGAAGGUGAUGCUGAUGUAUGAGAAGGACGGGCUGGAAGAAGUGUCGGGCCUCCACACGUGCAAAUUCUUCAUGUCCACAUUCGUCGAAUUUUUAAAGGAGGAGAAAAUGUCCUACGGUAGCUUUGAUCUCGAGUCCAACAACAUCAAUGACACGAUCAAGGACAAUUUAGCUCAAGAGUUGGGACUCAAGUAUUCAGUCGUCGUCCUGUGCGCCUCACCGCGCAAAGUGCGAGACAUUCUCUUGGCUGCCGAGGAGUUGAAAAUGGUCUCGUCCGGAGAAUACGUUUUCUUCAAUGUGGAACUCUUCACAAAUCUGCAGAAAGGUUACAAACCGUGGGAGAAUCGGAAUGAUACGGCGGAGAGGAAUUUACGUGCGCGCCGCGCGUACGAAGCCGUCCUCACGGUCACCGUUCGCCCCCCGCCGGACAGCGAGGAGUACAACUCCUUCGACACCAUGGUUAAGGAAAAGGCCAUUUCCAAGUUCAACUUUUCCUACGGGGACGAACCUGUGAAUCCCAUCGUGACAGCGUUCUACGAUGCCGUCAUUCUGUACGCCAUCGCGCUUAAUGAAACCCUCAAAAACGGCGGGAAUAUUACGAACGGGUCCGAAAUUACGAGGAGGAUGAGGGGAAAGACGUUUCAAGGAAUCACUGGUAAUGUGAGCAUUGACGAGAACGGUGACCGAAACGCGGACUAUUCCCUCCUCGACAUGGACCCCGUCACGGGAGCUUUCCACGUGGUGGCGCACUACUCGGGUCGGACGAAAUCUAUCAUUGAUGUGGAAGGGACGAAAAUCCACUGGGCCGGGAAUCGAGCCACCUGGCCGCCAGACACGCCUAAAUGUGGCUUCGAUGGGACCGGAUGUCCGACCAUGCCGAGAUACGUGAUCGUGGUGAUCGUCCUCUCUUCCGCCCUGGUCAUCAUGCUCAUCUCCUUCUUCUUCAUUUACCGGCACUACAAGUUGGAGGCGGAGAUAGCAUCCAUGACGUGGAAGGUGAACUGGGGGGACGUAAUUACGAAGGGGGGAGAAAGUCGGGGUGGAAAACGUGGCUCCCUCCUCAGCGUCGCCACACAUAGGAACUCCGUCAUGAGCUCCUACUCUGCGGAUUCGCUAGCUAUGGCAACCCCGAAUAAGCAGCUCUUUGUAAGAACUGUGUUCUACAAGAAGAGUAUCGUCGCGAUUAAGAAGAUUAACCGAAAGAUUGAACUUACUCGCCCGCUUCUCCUCGAACUGAAAAGAAUGAAAGAUCUGCAUCACGAGCACCUCGUCCGUUUCAUCGGAGCUUCCGUGGAGCCGCCAAACUGCUUCUUUUUCACGGAAUACUGUCCCCGCGGCAGUUUGCAGGACAUCUUGGAAAACGAGCAGCUAAAGUUGGACUGGACUUUUAGAUACAGUUUGAUGCACGAUAUUGUCAAGGCGAUGCACUACCUGCACGGGAGCGAUAUCCGAUCCCAUGGAAAUCUCAAGUCAAGCAAUUGCGUCGUGGAUUCUCGUUUCGUGUUAAAAGUGACGGAUUUCGGGCUGCACUCACUCCGCGGACCGAGCGACGAUGGGGACGAGGGCGUCGAUUCCUAUGCGUUCUGGAGACGGAAGCUGUGGACAUCGCCCGAGUUGUUGAAGAUGAAAAACCCACUGCCUGAAGGGACCCAAAAAGGGGACGUGUACUCAUUUGGGAUCAUCGUGCAUGAAAUAGCUGCUCGCCAAGGCCCUUUCUUCAUCACGGAGGAGCCCUCCCCUGAAGAAACAGUGAAUCGGAUAAUUGGAGGGGAGAAAUUGCGCCCUUCGUUGGACGAGAUUACGACGGACGAUGAGUUGAUCGUGUUGAUGGAGAAGUGUUGGCACGAGGACCCCGUCGAGCGACCAGACUUCGGCCAAAUCAAAAUGAUCAUUAGAAAGUUAAACAAGGAGAACGAGCGUGGUCCUAGCCUCGUGGACAAUCUGUUGGCGAGGAUGGAGCAGUACGCGAACAACUUGGAAUCUCUGGUCGCCGAAAGGACGGCGGACUACUUGGAGGAGAAGCGGAAAUGUGAGGAAGUUCUGUACCAACUCCUCCCAAAAUCUAUCGCGAUUUCUCUAAUUGCGGGACAGCCCGUGAUGGCGGAAACGUUCGACUCGGUGACAAUAUACUUUUCGGAUAUCGUGGGAUUCACGAAAUUGUCCGCGGAAAGUACACCCAUGCAGGUGGUGACCCUGCUGAACGAUCUGUACACCUGUUUUGACUCCAUCAUCGAGAAUUUUGAUGUUUAUAAAGUCGAAACCAUCGGAGACGCGUACAUGGUCGUGUCCGGCCUCCCUGUACGUAACGGGGUAUGUCACGCGCGGGAAAUAGCCCGCAUGGCGCUCGCGUUGCGUGAGGCUGUUUUGAAAUUUUCCAUCCGCCACAGGCCCAGUGAUAGGCUCAUGUUGCGAAUUGGGAUGCAUUCGGGACCUGUCUGUGCUGGCGUCGUGGGUCAGAAAAUGCCGAGAUUUUGCCUCUUUGGCGACACCGUUAAUACUGCGUCACGCAUGGAGAGCAACGGACUUCCUCUGAUGAUUCACGUAAGUCCGAAAACGAAAGAAGCUCUCGACUACUUUGAAACCUUCAUUCUCGAACUUCGCGGCGAGGUGGAGAUGAAAGGUAAAGGAAAAGUGACGACGUACUGGCUCGUCGGCGAACGUGAGCCCCCACCCGGUUCAACCCCAUCGAUCGAAGACGCACCCCCCGACCUCCUCCCUCCCCCACCACCACCACCACCGAGUGACAACAACAACCAGAAAGUCCUCCUCCCCACGUCGAGCAGACUCGUCGACCGGGACAACCAUCCCAUCAUGUCGACCAACUACUGCAGCGGCGGCGCCGGACUGAACAACACGAACCCACACGUCCCCCUCCUCAAGGGGAACGAUGACACCGCCACCUCCUCAGAUCUGCCCCUCGUCACCUUACGUCACCGCGGGAUGGUGGAGAAUAAUAGAAACUUGUAUAAAAAUUCGAGUCGAAGGGAGCCAGCCGAUGACGCCGCGUCGGCAACGACCACGUCCGAACUUAGCUUUCUGCAACAACCUGAAUCUAUAGCGUAGAAAGAAAGAAAAAAAUUCAGAAAUUAGGUUUUGAAAAUUGGGAGUAUUUUUUUCGAAUUUGGUUUUUGUGAAAAGGGGAAAAAUAUAUUUUGAUGAUAUGUAUUAUGAUGAUGGGCUAUCAGGGUCCAGUUAAAAAAAUCCAGAGGAACAAUAUACUAGUCAGAGAGUCAUUUUGAUAAGUGUAGAAUGAGUUAAUUAAUUAAUUAAUGACUUAAUUGAGUUGGUAAUUGUUAGAAUUUUUAUACGGUUUAUAUUGACAGAGAAGAGAGAAGGGUGGCAAGAAAAGUUAAGAUCUCCGACUUUUUCAUACAGCUCUCUCUCUCGCUCGACACUUUUAAUUUAUUUACGUGUAUGAGGAAAUGAAUAGUUUUAUGGGAAAGUGUGACCAUCAAGUCAGAGGUCAACGACGCCGGUAGAAUUUUACGCGUCGCCGCCGGAGUUAAAUCUGAUUUCUUCAAGAUUGGAACAAUCACCACGCAAAAUUGGUCGGCGUUAACAUUCGCAUGAAAUCGUACAUGAUUGUUUUGUCAAGUUUCUAAAUAUGUGCUGUUAAUUAAUUAUGCAGAUUUAUGCAGAGGGGAGGAGAUGAUUGGAAAGUGGUGCCGGUGUUUAGUGGUCAUAUUUAUGUGGACGCGGAAGUCGUGGGGACAUUAACUUGUACGAUUAGGGGAGGGAGAGGUUUGCAUAACAUGGAGUGAUGAUGGGGACAUUGAAUAACCGUGGGGACAUUGUCCCCACGCUUCCGCGGUCAAUGUUAGGAAAUAUGUAUGUGUGAUGAUAUAGGGUUCCAUUAAUUAAUUGUGUGGGCUAUGUCUCGCCCGACGUAAUUAAUUAACAAAUGGUCCCCUCCCCAAAAAUGGGACAGUAUUUAAAAUGUAAUAGUCACGUAUUUAUGUAUUUGUGUAAAGAUAAGAUUGAGAAAAUUGUAUAAAUCCUAUUAAUUUAAUGGUAAAACGUAAGUGAAAUACGGUGUAAAAUCUCUCUAAUGGAAUUACUACUUAAAAAAAUGAUGUCACAUUAUAUUAAAUGAAUGAAUUAUAUAUAUUAAUUAUUAAUUAUUAUCCAAAAGUAUAUGGUGCUGUAUAUGUAUUUAUGUAUAAAAAUAUGUAUAUAAAAAAGCAGAAUUACAAGAAAUUGUAUGGAAAAAGGGUUAUUUUCACAGAUUUUUAAACACGGAUUCUGACAAAAAAGUAAGUCGAACGGGAAGAUGUUGGAGAUUACGUUAGAUGCCCUAUAAUUCUGAGAUUAUAAUAAGCACAAUUGGUAAAUUGGUGAAAAUUUAUUUAUUUAUUUGCUUCGUGCUACUUCAAAAGUCUUCAUUUGAAGACUUUUUGAUCUGAUUCAAAAUUACUAUGAAUUACUGAAAUGCAUUUAUUAUUCGUAUAACAAAAAUGAAUAAAGAGAAACCCGAGAAAACGUGUGAUACAGA
This is a messenger RNA of Folsomia candida, 7145 nucleotides long. Its product is annotated as atrial natriuretic peptide receptor 1. The coding region runs from base 1997 to 5716 and encodes 1239 amino acids. NCBI's taxonomy places the organism in Eukaryota, Metazoa, Arthropoda, Collembola, Entomobryomorpha, Isotomidae. Gene Ontology annotation, molecular function: ATP binding; protein kinase activity; peptide receptor activity. Gene Ontology annotation, cellular component: membrane. Gene Ontology annotation, biological process: intracellular signal transduction; receptor guanylyl cyclase signaling pathway; protein phosphorylation. The record is from RefSeq and is a predicted model, not a curated record. The transcript has 23 exons.